AUGAUGAACAGAAAGAAUCCAUGUUCUCGAGGUAUUCAAUUACGCGUUUGGCUCAAUGAGCAAAAUAAUUCAACAACAAAUACAUGUCUUUGCCCGCCUAGUUAUUAUGGUGAUCAUUGUCAAAAUCAAAAUCAACGUGUCAGUUUAACUAUGGGAUUUCGAGUAAUGUCUGAUUCUCGAUCAACAUUAUUUGCAAUUAUAAUCUCAUUGAUUGAUGAUAGUGAACAAAGAAUUAUUCAUUCAUACGAACAAUUGAGUUAUUUAUCGGUUAGAGAUUGUAAAGCUAAAUUUAAUGUCUAUUUAGUUUAUUCAAAUCGACCAAAAUCUCAAACAAGAAAUUGUUCAAUACAUGUUGACAUUUAUGAAAAAAUUUCGCUAAAUUAUCGAG
Messenger RNA from Rotaria sordida, 388 nucleotides. NCBI's taxonomy places the organism in Eukaryota, Metazoa, Rotifera, Eurotatoria, Philodinida, Philodinidae. The record is from the annotation of a GenBank genome assembly.